This is a messenger RNA of Spirodela intermedia, 2987 nucleotides long. NCBI's taxonomy places the organism in Eukaryota, Viridiplantae, Streptophyta, Magnoliopsida, Alismatales, Araceae. The record is from the annotation of a GenBank genome assembly.
AUGGCGAACGCGGUCACUCCACUCUCUUCCUCCGGCACAUCGUCUCGGCUUCUCGUGGUCCGUUCUCCUCCGGCGCGCACGCUGCGCGAGCGUGGCCUCCGUCCUCGCUGCCGCGGAAGAGGUUCUCGCGCAUUCCCUCGUAUGAGGGCCUCUCCCAUCGAUACGAAGGAUGCGGAGAGGCUCUCUGAUGGGAAACCGGCCUUCGUGACAGUCCCGGAGGAGCCCGAAGUUCGGACAGGGUAUCAGAUUCAUUCCCGUUCCCUUGUCUCUCCAUUUGAGCCUUCGGAAUUUCCGUCGUUUGUUAUGCUUUUUUUUUUGUUUUCUUCUUGAUUAAUUCUGUGCAUGCCACGUUGGGAAUCUAAUGUUAAUAAGACGAAAAAUUGUUAUGGAAAUCCAUUUCCUCGUCAACCUUCUUUGUAUGCUUUUAUCCAGACUCGUAUCAGAUCGGUCAUUGCUUUUCUCAUGUUCUAGCUUAAAAUUUUAUUGAAAGCCAGAUAUUAUUCACUUUUUAACAUAAGAACUAAAGUUCGUCUUAAGAUUUUCUUAUUAUCUCACACUUCUCUAUGGUCGAUUACAUAGCUUACCGCUUUUAUUUUUCUCUUUUGUUGCAGAACUUGGAACUGGCGAGGUUAUAACAUUCGCUAUCAAUUCGCUGGAGACACUGGUCCAGCAUUAGUUUUGAUUCAUGGUUUCGGGGCAAACAGGUAGAAAUCCUGCAUAUUUUGCUUCAUAUUAUUUGCUUCUGGGAACAACACCGCUUUAGACCUUAAUUGGAUUUUCUCUAGAAACCGGAAUUACUUGCGAGAAUAAGGAAAUCUCAUACUGAUGAUUCACUUUUAUGGAACCAUAAUUUUUCUUAAUUUAUCACUCAAAUUUAUUGUAAAAAAGUACACAUAUUUCAAAAGUAGGUUACCAGAGGAUUUGUGGGGAUGGCAGUGUGCUUUCAUGAGUUUUAGUCUAAUGUUUUUCUAUUUUCGCUAGGUAAAAAAUCAAAAUUUUUCUUUGACAUUCUCCUUCCUGUGAUGUUAAUACUUGUGUAAGUUCGUGUUUCUGAUGAAAACUAUUUGCACCUAAUUCUGGCGUCGAUGAAAAAGUUUUGAUCCGACAUUUGAGAUGCUCAGGCAUUUAAAUAGUUCCACCCAAAUGUGUGCCAUCAGUGGCUAUGUUUUGAUAAGGAAAGAACUGUUAGAUUUUUGUAAGAUCGUAAAAUUCUGAUGCCCAUGCGUUUUUUCUUAAUUAUCUGUGUUGUGGAGGUGAAGUGGUUAAAGCAUGUUGCAGCACUCCAUUUGAUACAAAAUUUAACUUCCUUUUGUUUUCUAUAUUCCAUUCUCUUUGAUUCAUCACUUUCUGCUCUGUUCUAAUGGACUUGGAUUGUUUUUUACAGUGAUCACUGGAGUAAAAAUAUUUCCUAUCUGGGAAAAUCUCAUAGAGUUUUCUCAAUCGACCUUAUUGGAUAUGGUUACUCUGGAAAGCCAAACCCCCGUGAUAUUGGUGUUGACACAUUUUAUACCUUUGAGACGUGGGGUUCUCAAGUAAAUGACUUCUGUUCAAACGUAGUCAAGGAGGAAGCAUUCUUUAUAUGUAAUUCCAUAGGAGGUAUAUAUCUAAACUUUAUUUGCGCAUGAAUGUUUCUUUUCACAAUAAUUUUUUUACAAUGGGCCCUUUCCAUUUUAGACAAACCCCAAAAUGGCCUUAUAAGCAAUAAAAGAGUAGAAUCACUCAUAUAUCUUUUUGUAAGUUGUAAGGUUAAUCUGAACCGAAUCUAGAUUCACAUGCUUGAAGCUAAUCCCUUGUGAACUUUUUUCAUCUUUUUGUGAUAUAUUUCUGUGUUUUUCAUGGGUUUUUAUUCUCCAUCAUCUUCUUCAAUUCUAUUUGCAUUCAAUUAGAAGUUUCAUUCUAUUCUCACUGACCAUGCUGGCUUCAUGUCUUCUUGAAUCUUAUAUGAUAUCCAUGAUUUUUCAAAUGCACUAAGAUGGAUAGAUUGCUCUGUCUUGCUCUCCCUCUCUCUCCUUUUUAUUUUCAGGACUUGUUGGUCUUCAGGCUGCAGUUAUGGACCCUCAGAUGUGUAGGGGAAUGGUCCUUUUAAACAUUUCGCUGCGGAUGCUUCAUAUCAAGAAGCAGCCUUGGUUCGCAAGACCCUUUAUCAGAUCAUUUCAGAAUCUUCUGCGGUAAAGAAGUGAUCUAAUGAUGUUUAUUCAUAUAAAAUUCGCCAUAUUUUCUAUAACUAACUUUCCAGGACGGUGUCAAAAUAGGAACACUCUCUUGGGCAAGUUUUUUUUUAACUCUGUUGCCACACCAGAAUCUGUGAAGAGAAUUCUCUCCCAGGUAUUUUAUCUAAGUUCUCAACGAUUGUUUUAUACUUUAUAUCCUUAUCAUAAGCCUCGGUUUCGUUAAUAUGAGAGCCUACCCCGAUGUAUUUUUUUCUCUAGCUUAUUCGUCGAUCUUGUGGUGAUGAAGUUGAGAUCUGUGUCUUUCCUCGACCAGUGUUACCAUGACCCCUCCAAGGUCACCGAAGAGCUUGUACAGAGCAUCCUGCGACCAGGACUCGAGCGAGGGGCUGCAGAAGUCUUCCUCGAGUUCAUCUGCUACUCAGGCGGCCCUCUGCCCGAGGAACUGCUCCCCCAAGUGAAGGUCAGCCAUCUCCUUCCUGCACUGCCCCGUGUAUGUAUGUCCUGUCACUGCUCACAGAGGGCUCUCGUUCUUGCCCUUCAGUGCCCUGUUCUUGUGGCGUGGGGAGAUAAGGAUCCGUGGGAGCCCAUCGACCUGGGAAGGGCCUACGGAGAUUUCGAUACGGUGGAAGACUUCGUCGUGCUCCCUGAUGUCGGCCACUGCCCGCAGGUCUGUCUUCCUCCUCGAGCACUAGCAUGAAUUCCAUUGAUUCUGUAGUACACAGAUAGAUUCUCCUCUUUCUCCCGCAGGAUGAGGCGCCUGAGCUUGUCAACCCUCUCGUCGAAUCAUUCGUCAGACGGCAUCUGAAGGUUCCCUAG